ACCGUUGAUUGAUCAUUUUCCUGUCGUGGAAUCCCAUCUUUCUCUCUUCAUCCUGUCGAGUCUCUCUCACUUUUGGAGCCGGCCCUCUUCCAGCUGCCUCUUGUUUCAGCGUCAUGCGACCGCAGGUUGCGUGAUACCUUUUACCCCGCUAAUUAGUCCUUCGGUCCUUCGUUUCUUGUUGAAAUCUUCCUUUCCACGAAAGACUUCAAUCACCGUCACACCUGCCUAGGCAACUGCCAUACCAGCUAGGACAGGAACCGCCCUCCUUGCGACAACUUCGACGCGGGGCAGCUAAGAGCGAGUCUUGGAGGCACACUUGUACCGAGUUGCUCUUCACUGCUUCAGCUGUAUGCGAUAGCCGGAUCUCGAUCGCUCGUUUCAUUUCCUCAGGGUAGGAGGUUCCUCGCCGGUCCUCCUGAUCCUUUCUCGCCCACCCAGGGACACUUCCGCGAUUCUUCGCCAGUUUUCGACCGCUACCGCCCAUCAUGAGUAGACUGCUCAAGUUCCGCCGAAUCAUCUUCGCCCGACAAUUCCUCAUCCCCGUCGCUGUCGUCUACCUCUUCCUCUUCCUAACUCUGGGGCCAUGGUCACCACGCUGGGCCUCCUCGUUCUCUCCCUUCACCGAACCCCCCAAGAAAGGCCCUGUGCGCCAACCCACCAACUUCAAACCACCACCUCGGCUACAGGAGCGUGUCCCGUGCUAUGGGCCUCGUGGCAAGUUCCUGUCGCGGAGUCCCGAUGACGAGUUGAAGGAGGAGAAGCUCGAUGUCGCCUACCCCCAGCCCUUCUGGGGCUCAUAUGCGACCAUCGGCCUCGACCAGACAUGGAUGACGAUCGACGGACGAUACGGACCCUACGGAUACGGCGAAGAGGACAAGUCGUACAACAGGUCCAAGGUCGAUUGGAACAAGAUUAACUGGGGCAAGCUCCAGAACGAAUGCUUCGAGAGGAACCGCCAUCGCUUUCCCACCUCGGCUAUUCCCUUCGAUAACACUCUUCAGAUGGUUCGGCUCGGAUACAGAAACGUAACACGCAUUCCUGAGACUCGCCAGUGGCACGAGUUCAAGAACACUCGACGAACAGCAAUUGUCGUGCGCGCGUGGAGAGGAUACGAUUGGAAGGCCGAGGACAUGCAGAACCUUCGCUCCCUGAUCGUUGAGGCAUCCUUGAGGACAGGAGGAGAGUACCAGGUCGUUUUGCUCGUGGAUAUGAAGGACUAUCAACCGUACAUCUUCGCGUCGGACGAAAAUUACGAAAAGGCCCUGAGCGAGCUUGGGAUUCCCGCCGAGUUCCGCGAAAUCGCAGUGUUGUGGGACGAUCGCCUGCUCGAGAGCUGGUAUCCGGAUAUCGCGGAGCACAGAACCAUGUGGCAGGUGUACCAACCUGUCCAGCUCUUUUCACUUCACUACCCCGAAUUUGACCACAUCUGGCAAGUCGAGCUCGACAUGCGCUUCACCGGUGACGCUGGCAAGUUCCUCGACAGAAUGUCCGACUUUGCGCGCAAGGAGCCGCGCAAGCAGGCCUUUGAGCGCGCCAUGUUUCAGCAGAUGGAGAACAAGAUCGGAGACUACAAGGCCUUUUUCGACGCGGUUAAUAGGGCCAACAAGGGUGGAGCGUACAUCUGGGGCCCUCUGAGAAUUCCCGACAUCGAUCCCAUCGGCCCCGAGCCGCCGACCGAGCUCGCAAACAACGAGGACUUCAAAUGGGGUAUCGGCGAGGACGCGGACGUGAUCGUUACGUCGGCAUGCAACAAUGCGCAAAAGGCCGACGCCUGGGUUUUCAAGGGAUGGCUAGGAGGAUUCAAGGACGGAACCAGCACCCCUCGUUUUUUCUGCCCACCCGCCAUUACCAGGACAAGUCGGACCCUUUUGCUCGCCGUCCAUGAAGCCCAACUUGUCAAGGGACUGAGGGCGCCCAGCGAAGCCACGCCGUCCAGCUUUGCGCUCUGGCAUGGCCUCAAGUUGAGCUUCCCUCAACACCCCGUAUUCUGGAAGAAGAAGCACGACGACGAGACGCAAAAUGCCUGGUGGAAGGGGGGGCCGGCCAACAGCACCGAUGGCGUCGGUCCCGACGUCUGGGAUCACCCCAGUGGCAUGGGACUGACUUUUUGGUGGGAGAGCGAGUGGCCCAGGCAGAUUGUCGAUGCCUGGAUGGGCAAGGAGCUGCCCAAAGAUGUCGCCCGCCCCUGGCUCCUGGUCGAAAAGGACGGCAAGAGAUAUGUCCCGAACAUGAUGAUGCACCCCAUGAAGCACUACCAUUAAAAACACAAAGUGGAGGAACGACGACACCAAACUAUACAAAAAGCGAUAUCAUGGCGGCCUGUUUUAGAAAUGGCCGUUAACAACUUAAUGAAACGACGAAAUUCCACACGACUUGAGCAUCGGGAUCGCAUACAUGCAUGGGCAAAACUUGUCGAAACACCUCGGAAACGUGUCUGGCAAACAGCCCUGGGGCCAUGCUUGGGCUAAAUUCGAUGUACCUCA
Messenger RNA from Neurospora hispaniola, 2483 nucleotides. RefSeq lists its product as uncharacterized. Bases 486 to 2261 code for a protein of 591 amino acids. Lineage: Eukaryota; Fungi; Ascomycota; Sordariomycetes; Sordariales; Sordariaceae. The transcript is spliced from 3 exons. The record is from RefSeq and is a predicted model, not a curated record.